CGGAACCAAUCAGGCCGCCUGGCGGGUUCCGGCUUGUUGUCGUGCGGGUCCGCGUCUCUUUCCGCGGCGCUACGCCGUCACUACGGGACGCGGGAUGUCGUCGUUUGUCACCGAGGUGCUCGCCAGCUCCGGCAAACUGGACAAGGAGGACUUGUCCAGUAAAAUUAGCAAAAUGUCGCGCAAGGUGGAAGAUACGAAGGAAGAAGUCUGUGACAUGAUGAACAAGCGGUACAGUGAGUUCCUCCCGAGCCUCCAGGGGUCCGAGGAGCUGAUGGUUCAGGUGGAGGAGGUCUCCAGAGAGAUGGACGGCCUGAAGAGCUGCAUCGAGACCGAGGUGCAGCAGAACGUGCACGUGGCUGUGGCCGAGUAUGCAAAGCUGAAGCAGCAGCUGGAGAAAAACACGAUCGUCAUAGCAAUGCUUGGACAUCUCAAAGAGUUCCACAGCGCGAUGGAGGAGUUCAACAAGGCGCUGACAGAAAAGAAGUACGUUGAUGCGGCCAACCAGUUGGAACGGGUAAGAGACCUCGCGUCGACUCGGCGCUCCCCUCUGACUCAUCCUUCGGUGUGUCUGGUCAGCU
Molecule: messenger RNA, 578 nt
Organism: Pseudoliparis swirei
Lineage: Eukaryota; Metazoa; Chordata; Actinopteri; Perciformes; Liparidae
Gene: zw10
Product: zw10 kinetochore protein
Exons: 4
Biological process (GO): mitotic cell cycle; endoplasmic reticulum to Golgi vesicle-mediated transport; mitotic spindle assembly checkpoint signaling
Cellular component (GO): RZZ complex; nucleus; chromosome, centromeric region
Source: RefSeq, a predicted model, not a curated record